CACUGCGCGGCCACCAGUCCCCUUGUUCCAUCCCGACACUGGUAACCUGACACAAACCGCCAAGAUGAUGAACGCUGCAGACGUCGAUUUGGACGACUUUACGGUCUUCGAAGGAGGUGCCUCCACGGCCUUCUCUUCUCCGGCUGUCGCUUCCAGCUUUGACUUUAGCAGCGGCGCCUCGAGCGCAGCGUCAAACCUUGGCACCGUGUCCCCCCAGGAUCUUUUGGUCCAAGAGCCCUUCAUGUCGGCGCCCAACUCUGCGGCCCUGACUGCCUUGACUUCUCCUUCGCUGUACAAUGGCAGUCCCGACUUUGAUUCGUUCGACGUCUCUCCCAACUUUGGCACUGCCGAAUUUGAUAACGGUCCUAGCGACCCCUGGUAUCCCUUGUUCCCUUCUGAUACAGCCAGCCACGAGCUUGUCAACCCAAGCGAGUCGCCCGCUCAGAAGCCUCUGAAAUCAGAGCCCAUGUACCGAUCAUCUUCAUCUGGCAGUGGCAGUGGCAGCGGCAAGAAGAAGCCGUCGAGUGGCUCUCCCACGGGCAGCACCCGACACUCUUCCGUCUCUGGUGUCAACUCUCGCCGCCGAGACAAGCCCCUGCCUCCCAUCAUUGUUGAAGACGCCAACGACACUGUGGCCAUGAAGCGAGCUCGCAAUACGUUGGCCGCUCGGAAGUCGCGUGAGCGGAAAGCUCAGCGAUUUGAAGAGCUGGAAGACCGUAUUGCGAAGCUCGAGGCUGAGCGUGAUCACUGGAAGAGGAUUGCACUGUCGCAAUCUGGUCAGCAGUAA
Trichoderma citrinoviride is the source of this 787-nucleotide messenger RNA. RefSeq lists its product as hypothetical. Gene Ontology annotation, molecular function: DNA-binding transcription factor activity, RNA polymerase II-specific; RNA polymerase II cis-regulatory region sequence-specific DNA binding. NCBI's taxonomy places the organism in Eukaryota, Fungi, Ascomycota, Sordariomycetes, Hypocreales, Hypocreaceae. Gene Ontology annotation, biological process: positive regulation of cellular response to amino acid starvation. The record is from RefSeq and is a predicted model, not a curated record. The coding region runs from base 65 to 787 and encodes 240 amino acids. Gene Ontology annotation, cellular component: transcription regulator complex. The transcript has 3 exons.